UUUACAUGUGUAAACAAAGUAUAUAUAAUUGCAUAUUUUAUCGAAUGUGUAGUGCUUGUCGGAGUUACAAGAGACUAGGUGGACAAUCUAAGGGAACUAAAUUAACAUGGAUUCCAGCACAGUGUGCUCAACAACCGGGAUCACUAGAUUGUGGCUACUACGUCAUGCGUUUUAUGUACGACAUAAUAAUGAAUCAUGGUAAUAGUCAAGAUCUUACUAAGGAUUUUUCAAGAACAUUGCCUUAUUCACCGGAGGAGAUUAAUGAGGUGAAAGAUUUUUGGGCAGAUUACUUCAUGAACAAUGUCGAAUUUUUAGCUUAAUUUGUAAUAUGAACUUGAUCUCUAGCUAGCUACG
Molecule: messenger RNA, 354 nt
Organism: Spinacia oleracea (spinach)
Lineage: Eukaryota; Viridiplantae; Streptophyta; Magnoliopsida; Caryophyllales; Amaranthaceae
Exons: 3
Coding region: 6-320 (104 amino acids)
Source: RefSeq, a predicted model, not a curated record